This is a messenger RNA of Corylus avellana, 645 nucleotides long. RefSeq names its product ankyrin repeat-containing protein BDA1-like. The record is from RefSeq and is a predicted model, not a curated record. Gene Ontology annotation, molecular function: protein binding. Lineage: Eukaryota; Viridiplantae; Streptophyta; Magnoliopsida; Fagales; Betulaceae.
AUGGAUCAGAGUUUGAGAGAUGCUGCUCAGCAAGGAAGUAUUGAUGCCUUGCAUUCAUUGGUACGGGGAGACCCAUAUAUUUUGGAAACAAUCGAUAAAAUUCCAUUUGUUGAGACUCCUUUACACAUAGCUGCAUCCGCAGGACAAACCCAGUUUGCCAUGGAGAUCGUGAGGUUAAAGCCGUCACUUGCUAGGAAGCUUAAUCAAGAUAGCUUCUCUCCGAUGCACCUUGCUUUGCAAAAUAACCAAACCCAAGUGGUGCGCCGGCUACUUGAUGCUGAUAAAGACCUUGUUCGUGUCCAAGGAAAGGAGGGUACAACUCCUUUGCAUUAUGUAGCUCGAACAGGAAACCUUCCUCUUUUGGCCGAAUUUCGAAAAGUCUGUCCCAUGUCUAUUAAAGAUGUAACAAUUCGAGGAGAGACUGCUCUUCAUUUUGCCCUCAAUAACAACAAGCUAGAUGCUUUUGAGCUCCUUAUAAGGUGGCUUCAGCAGACCACGUUGGAAGAUGCCUCCUCGUUGUGGGAAAAUAAAUUGCUGAAUUGGAAGAAUGAGGAAGGCAACACUCUGUUACACAUUGCAGUAUCCAACAAUCAACCUCAGGCAAGUUCUCUCCACUCAUUGUUUCUAAUAAGGGAAUUAAAUUGA